Molecule: messenger RNA, 381 nt
Organism: Tilletiopsis washingtonensis
Lineage: Eukaryota; Fungi; Basidiomycota; Exobasidiomycetes; Entylomatales
Exons: 2
Coding region: 1-381 (126 amino acids)
Source: RefSeq, a predicted model, not a curated record
AUGGACGCAGCACAGUUUGCGCAGAUGGUGCGCGACCAGAGUGCGACGAUCAGCAUGCAGGCGCGCUCCAUCGACCGGCUCACCGACAACAUUGUCGAGCUGCUCAAGACCAACGCCGAGCAGGCACGCACCAUCACGCAGCAGGCGCGUCUGAUUGAGGAGCAGGAGAUCGAGCAGACGUAUGACUGCGACGACAGCUCUGAGAAUCGCGCGGACGCAAAGGAGAAGGAGCGUGAGGAGGGAGAGGAACGUGCGCUCCAGGAAGCGUACAUGAAGCGCAAGGCCGAGGAAGACGCCAAGGGCGAGGAAGAGGUGAAGAAGGCGAGGAUUGAGGAGCAGGCAGAGUUCAUCAAUGACUCGGAGGCCAUUGAGGUGGUCUGA